Mucor mucedo is the source of this 936-nucleotide messenger RNA. RefSeq lists its product as uncharacterized. Gene Ontology annotation, molecular function: phosphatidylinositol binding. The transcript has a single exon. Bases 63 to 926 code for a protein of 287 amino acids. The record is from RefSeq and is a predicted model, not a curated record. NCBI's taxonomy places the organism in Eukaryota, Fungi, Mucoromycota, Mucoromycetes, Mucorales, Mucoraceae.
UUUUUUUUAAAAAAAAUUCUUUCCCUUUCUUUCUUUCUUAAUUUUCUUUUUAUACCUUAGUGAUGUCAGUUCAUUCUAGUUCUGUUGAUUGCCCUGUCGUGGGAUUGCAUGUUCUACCUUAUCAAAGAUUCAAUAAUGCAAUUACAUGGUAUCCGAUAAAAGUCCAGAUAGCCAACCAAUGCUUUGAAAUGAAAUUCGAAUACACAGACUUUGUUCAUUUUUCUCGAAAUUUACACCAAGAAUACAAUCUAAAAAAAACCCUAACAAUGAUCAAAAAAGAAUACAAUUUUUUGAGGAAAGGAAAUCAAAAAUACAUUGACAGACAGCUAGAAAUCGAAAAGUUUUGCAACCAAAUCUUGUUAUUGCCUUCAUCCGUCACCUGUUCUAAUUUAGUGCUAGAUUUCUUUUCAAAACAACAACAAAAGCCAAAACCAUCUAUUCGUUACUCUACCUUAAAAAGGGUAUUCUCUUUGAAAUCUUCAUCAUCAUCAACAACAACAACAUGUGAAGUACGAGCAAUAGAGCAGACAACAACAACACCGCCACCACAACUUAGUAUCAUUAGUAGCGCAACCAGCAGUAUUUUAUUCAAUGCAAGCGUAUGUUCAUCAGAAGAAGUAGAUCCAUCAAUGAUCAAAUUCAAAAUUGUGUAUGAUUGCAAUAAUAUCAUUAUCAUUCGUGUAAAAAGGACGAUAUCCUUUGAAAAACUCGUUUCACAAGUCAUUCAAAAAUUCGCUUUACUCUCAAUCUUACUACACGAGCAAUUAUCAUUUGGAUUCUGUGAAAAUACUAGAAAUUCCUCAGCUUCCUCCAUCAUUUACUCUGACGCUCCUGAUCACAUCAUUGCCAAAGAACAUGAUUUACUGCUGAACAUGCAGUCAAAGUGGUCAGCUCUUUAUAAAGUCACUCUCCGUUGUAUUAUUUAAAUUAGACAUC